UCAGCAUCCACUCAUCCGGGGAAAUCACGGAAGUGUCAGCGCGGGUGUCCAGUGCUUGGAUGGCAGCCAGGAAGGCUUUCUUGCGUUCGCGGAGGUUUCAUUCUACAGCUGAACAAUUAUAUCUCAAAAUAGCUUGCGCCCCCUAUAUUUGAUCCUUCUGCCCUCUGUUAAAUUCAACCUCUGAUUGACAUUUUCUUUCACUGUUGUUGUAUACACGAGUGUGUACCAAAUUAUACAAAAUGAAAUAUUGUAGAACAGGCAUAUUCAAAACUGUUUUUUGAAGUUAAAUAUCUCAUGUGAGAAGCCUAGAUAUAAGAAAUAUAGGUGCAAGGCGAUUGUUUUGAGGUGUCAAUGCAACUUACAGUACAUGGAUCUGGUUAAAACUUUGAUACUUCAUGCUUUGAUAUGCUGCUACGGUAGCUCAAUACUGAUGAAACAGAAGGAUUAAACAAUACGGUCCAUGUCAUCCUCGAUCUGUGUUGGUAUGCAUCCUCUCCCUUUCCUUUCCUCUCUACUAAGUUGUCUCUCCUUUUCCUUUAAUUAUUCAUGUGAUCUUUCUUGCUCUGAGAAGCUCUUCAUGAUGCACAGAAGGAUUCAGUUUCUGAAUUCUAAUCAACAUGUUUCAGUUGUCUAUUGCAAAAAUGUUCUAUGUAUAUUAUGCGAGGUAAAGGGUCGACCAAAUGAUCAUAUAUGUAUUUAUAUAGAAUCAUAUCUAUCUGUUGGCAGCCAUGUCUGAUGCAUACGUCUUUGCUGAUUAAAAAAAUAUGCACAAAGACCUACGUGAAAUCGCUCGAUAAACAAAAAAUACUGCUCGACCGAUUUCUUCCUCUUAUUCACUGAUCCAUUUUAUAACACAAAGCGCUCACAUGGGCUCUCUUGGGCGCGGCGUGUUGCCGCGCCUCUGCCUGCUAGUCAGGAUUAAUUGUUGCUAUCUAGAGUAUUUAGUGAAAGAUGUGUGAUCAGAGAAAAUUAGAUCUAAUCCUAGAGUAAUUAUGGGGAGCACAGUUGAAAGCAUCGAUGGUAAAGGAUGUUUAGUUUGAAAACCCCAAGAGAUGGGUGGUAAUUUGAGGAAGUAAAUCUGACGGUCCACGAUCACUUGAUCCAAGGGCCAUGGCACCGGUGUCAUUCCUAGCGGUCUCCUAUAAAAGGGGUACGGCAUCCGGAUUCGUGGUUUGAAACUGACCCAAAUUCACUCCCCCCCCCCUCCCCCCAAAUCAUCUCGGGCCGGCCCUAUGUCGUCCCAAAGCAGCCCGGCCGGAGCGCUGCCCGGUUUCCCUAAACCUAUGUGCUACCUUGCCGCCGCCGAUCUACCCCGUGCCCUCGAACGCUGCCGCAUGCUGCUGGACAAGCUGCUGCAACAUGAGGACGGGUGGGUGUUCGCCAAGCCGGUGGAUACAUACGAACUCGGACUCCGCGACUACCACUCUAUCAUCGCCGAACCCAUGGAUCUCGGCACUGUCAGCCGCCGCCUUGAAUUGCGUCGCUACCCGAACCUGCUCUGCUUUGCCAAGGAUGUCCGGCGUACCUUCAGCAACGCCAUGACCUACAACAACAAGGGAGACGAUGUGUACGAGAGUGCUGCUAAGCUCUCUCGCAUCUUCGAGUCAGGGUGGGCCUCCAUUUUGGCGGCGCUCCCGUCGCCGUCGCCGGUCGCCAUGCGCAGGGCAAGGCUCAAGGAUGAGCUGCCGCGGCUGCCGGUGGACUUGCAAGGGAAAGCGGUCGUCAUUAUGAAGGACAUCGGCGGGUGGAUCCAGGAGGCGGAUGGGAGGGUUGAGGUGGAUUUCGACAAGGCCGACGAGGCGACUCUUGACAAGCUCGAGUGGCUGCUCGCUCUCGCCACCAUGAGGAAGGAGGCAGGAGCGCUGGAUAAUCAAAUUUGAUGCGGCGCUGCAUGAUUUUACCAGCAUCAAUUGCUUUUCAGUUCCAGAACGCUGUUGACUUAAACAUGGUUUCCCUCUUUUGCGAAUGAGUAUGAGCAUGAUUUCUAAGUGGCCGUAACAUCGCUAGCCUAGAUAUCCCUGCUCUGGAUUUGUAUGAAUACCCCAGUGUCAGUGUGGUUGUAAUUUGGGGGUUUGUAGCUGGUCGGUUAUUCUGUCUGUUGGUAUAUUGGAAUUAGACUUUAAACCUGUGAUGAUACUGAAGAACUGCAACGAUGUGUGGAAGUCA
Molecule: messenger RNA, 2166 nt
Organism: Triticum dicoccoides
Lineage: Eukaryota; Viridiplantae; Streptophyta; Magnoliopsida; Poales; Poaceae
Product: transcription factor GTE3, chloroplastic-like
Exons: 2
Coding region: 1233-1880 (215 amino acids)
Molecular function (GO): protein binding
Source: RefSeq, a predicted model, not a curated record